This is a messenger RNA of Marmota monax (woodchuck), 4291 nucleotides long. RefSeq names its product codanin 1 (gene Cdan1). Gene Ontology annotation, cellular component: nucleus. Lineage: Eukaryota; Metazoa; Chordata; Mammalia; Rodentia; Sciuridae. The coding region runs from base 14 to 3700 and encodes 1228 amino acids. Gene Ontology annotation, biological process: chromatin organization. The transcript has 28 exons. The record is from RefSeq and is a predicted model, not a curated record.
CGCCCCGACCGGGAUGGCGGCCGUUUUGGAGUCUCUUCUGCGAGAGGAGGUGUCGGUCGCAGCUGCCGUGCGGUGGAUCGCGCGCAGCACCCAGAGUUCGGAGGAGACCCCGGGGGAGGCGGCCGUGCUGAACUCACUCCGGCCCCUACGGAAGGAAUUCGUACCGUUCCUGCUCAACUUCCUGAGGGAGCAGAGUAGCCGCGUCCUCCCGCAGGGCCCCCCAACCCCAGCCAAGGCUCCAGGAGCCUCAGCAGCCUUGCCAGGGAGGCCGGGGGGCCAGCCGCGGGGUGGCCGCGGGGCGCGCAGCCAGCUCUUUCCUACGACUGAGCCCCCGAGCACCGCCGCUGAGGCCCCUCUGACCCGCCGCGGGGGCAGGAGGCGGGGUCCGGGGCCUGCCCGGGAGAGAGGAGGCCGUGCCCCCGGGGUCCCAGAGGAGGGGGUCCGCGGGGAGAGCCUGUCCUGGCCCGGAGGCCGGAGGCUUAAGGGCUCUGGUAGCCCCAGUACCCCCAGCCUCACGCUCUCUGAUCCACCAAACCUCAGCAACCUGGAGGAGUUCCCUCCCGUAGGCUCGGUUCCCCCCGGCCCUGCAGGCAGGACGAAGCCUUCACGCAGGAUCAACCCAACUCCGGUGAGCGAAGAGCGGUCACUCUCCAAGCCCAAGAUCUGCUUCACCUCACCCCCAAUCAGCUGUGUCCCCAGUUCCCAACCCUCAACCCUGGACACUAGCCCUUGGGGCCUUGGCCUUCCCCCAGGGUGCAGAAGUCUGCGAGAGGAGCGGGAGAUGCUCAGGAAGGAGCGCUCUAAACAGCUGCAGCAGUCACCUACCCCUGCCUCUCCCACCCCAGAAUUGGGAACUUCCCUCCCCAGCCGGACUGGAAGCCUCACUGCAGAACCUGCUGACCCUGCCAGAGUGUCUUCCCCCCAGCGCCUGGAGCUGGUAGCCCUUGUCUACUCCUCGUGCAUUGCUGAGAACCUGGUCCCAAACCUCUUCUUGGAGCUUUUCUUCGUCUUUCAGCUCCUUACUGCCCGAAGGAUGGUGGCUGCCAAGAACAGUGACCUUGAACUGAGUCAAGAUUCCCUGGAAAGCCCACUAUUCCAGAGCAUCCAUGAUUGUGUGUUCUUUGCAGUGCAGGUUUUAGAGCACCAAUUUCAGGUUCUUUCCUCCUUGGACAAAGGGACCUUAAAGCUGCUGACUGAGAAUGAACGACUACUGUGCUUCUCACCAGCUCUUCAAGGCCGACUUCGAGCUGCUUACGAGGGCAGUGUUGCCAAGGUCUCUCUGGCGAUGCCACCCUCGGCUCAAGCUGUCUCCUUUCAGCCAGAAACUGACAAUCGUGCCAACUUCUCCAGUGACCGAGCCUUUCAUACUUUUAAAAAACAGAGAGAUGUGUUCUAUGAGGUUCUUCGAGAGUGGGAAGAUCGCCACGAGGAGCCCGGCUGGGAUUUUGAGAAGGGCUUGGGCAGUAGGAUCAGAGCCAUGAUGGGUCAACUGUCUGCAGCCUGCAGCCAUAGCCACUUUGUACGGCUUUUCCAAAAACAACUUCUCCAGAUGUGUCAGAGCCCUGGUGGUGCUGGGGGCACUGUCUUGGGUGAGGCCCCAGAUGUGUUGAGUAUGCUAGGAGCUGACAAGCUGGGGCGGCUGCGGCGACUACAGGAACGACUUGUGGCUCCUCAGAGCAGUGGGGGGCCCUGUCCACCCCCCACCUUUCCUGGCUGUCAAGGCUUCUUCAGGGACUUCAUCCUAAGUGCCAGCAGCUUCCAGUUUAAUCAACAUCUUAUGGAUAGUCUGAGCUUGAAGAUACGGGAACUUAAUGGCCUUGCCCUGCCUCAACAUGAGCCUGGUGAUGAAGAUGGAGAGUCAGAUGUAGACUGGCAGGGUGAACGGAGGCAAUUUGCUGUGGUGCUUCUUAGCCUCAGACUUUUGGCUAAGUUUCUGGGCUUUGUGGCUUUCUUGCCAUACCGGGGCCCUGAACCACCCCCAACCCGUGAGCUUCAAGACUCCAUUCUGGUCCUCAGGAGCCAGGUUCCUCCUGUCCUGGAUGUUCGAGCUCUGCUGCAGCAGGGGCUGAGGGCCCGCCGGGCAGUGCUCACUGUGCCCUGGCUGGUGGAGUUCCUUUCCUUUGCUGAUCACAUUGUCCCUUUGCUGGACUAUUACCGGAGCAUCUUUACUCUCCUGCUGCAUGUACAUCGGAGCUUGGUCUUAUCUCAGGACAAUGAAGGGGAGAUGUGUUUCCUAAACAAGCUGCUCCUGCUUGCUGUCCUGGGCUGGCUCUUCCAGAUUCCCACAUUCCCUGAGGAUCUAUUCUUUCUGGAAGAGGGUCAAGUGGAUGCAUUAGAGGUGGACACAGCAGCUUCAGAGCAUGGCUUGGACAGUGUGCCUGUGGUGGAUCAGCAGCUGCUCUACAUCUGCUGCCCCUACAUCGGAGAGCUCCGGAAACUGCUCGCUUCAUGGGUUUCAGGCAGUAGUGGACGGAGUGGGGGCUUCGUGAGGAAAAUCACCCCCACUACCACUACUGGCCUGGGAGCCCAGGCUCCUCAGACCAGCCAGGGGCUGCAGGCACAGCUUGCCCAGGCCUUUUUCCACAACCAGCCACCUUCCCUACGCAGGACUGUGGAGUUUGUGGCAGAGAGAAUUGGCUCAAACUGUGUCAAACACAUCAAGGCGACGCUGGUGGCAGAUCUGGUGCACCAGGCAGAGUCACUUCUUCAGGAGCAGCGGGUGACACAGGGACAGAAAGGGGGAGAUCCAGCCCAGUUGUUGGAGAUCUUGUGUUCCCAGCUGUGUCCCCAUGGGACCCAAGCAUUGAGCCAGGGGCGGGAGUUCUGCCAAAGGAAGAGCCCUGGGGCUGUGCGGGCACUGCUUCCAGAGGAGACCCCAGCAGCUGUACUAAGCAGUGCAGAGAACAUAGCUGUGGGGCUUGCAACAGAAAAAGCCUGUGCCUGGCUGUCAGCCAACAUUACAGCACUGAUUAGGAGGGAGGUGAAAGCGGCUGUGAGUCGCACACUUCGAGCCCAGGGUCCUGAACCGGCUGCCCGGGGGGAGCGGAGGGGCUGCUCCCGCGCCUGUGAGCACCACGCUCCCCUCCCCUCCCACCUCAUCUCCGAGAUAAAAGAUGUGCUCUCUCUGGCUGCUGGGCCCCGAGACCCUGAUGAGGGUGUUUCCCCAGAGCAUCUGGAGCAGCUCCUAGGCCAGAUGGGCCAGACACUACGGUGCCGUCAGUUCCUGUGCCCACCUGCUGAGCAGCAUCUGGCAAAGUGCUCUGUGGAGUUAGCUUCCCUCCUGGUUGCAGACCAGAUCCCUGUCCUAGGGCCUCCACCACAGCACAGGCUGGAGCGAGGGCAGGCUCGAAGGCUUCUGCACAUGCUGCUUUCCCUGUGGAAAGAUGACUUCCAAGGUCCAGUUCCACUACAGCUGCUACUGAGCCCAAGAAAUGUGGGGCUUCUGGCAGAUACUCGGCCAAGGGAGUGGGACCUGCUGCUGUUCUUACUUCGGGAGCUGGUAGAGAAAGGUCUGAUGGGACGGAUGGAGAUAGAAGCCUGCCUAGGCAGCCUUCAUGAGGUCCAGUGGCCUGGGGACUUUUCUGAAGAACUAGCAACACUGUUUAACCUGUUUCUAGCUGAGCCCCACAUGCCAGAACCUCAGCGGAGAACUUGUGAACUGGUACAGCCAAAUAGGGGGACAGUGCUGGCCCAAAGCUAGGGCUGGGAAGUGGCCCUGUUUUGGGCGUCUCACCAGAACCCUGGAAUCCUGCCUGUGCCUCAGGUGGAGCCCCAAGAGCCCUUGGCAACCCUUGCUAGGGUAGGAGUAGCUGGGUCUGUGAUCAGAUUUCCUGCUCAGGUGAGAAGUAUGUGGUUACUGGGCAUCCCACAGACUGCAGGCUUGCCACCCGAAUCCUAGAGGAAGAAACAGCCACUAAUUCAGCAUGAAGGUGGAAAAGCUGAGACUCUAACCCAGGAGCUGAAGAGCUGACAUUUGCCACAUGGAUGCGAAAUGAAAUGAAGAGUGUGGGCUGGUCAAUACAGGAUUCAGACCUCACUUGCUGCUAUCUCAGAUCUCUCAAAACUUUGUGGUUCUGAGAAAUCAUGACAGAGUUGAAUGACUUCUGCCUAACUUGUUAAGUUAAAACCUGGACUGCCAUGUUAAAUAUGCACAACAGAUUAGGUAGGACUUGCCCAACUGAAACCUGGCAUCACCCUGGACUUCACCCCUGUGCAGGUAGUGACACUUCAGACUUGGUCUGUUCGGGGACAUGCACAGGGAAGCAAAAAAGAAUAAACUGUUUUAACAAAG